Messenger RNA from Conger conger (European conger), 2358 nucleotides. Its product is annotated as gastrula zinc finger protein XlCGF7.1-like. Bases 677 to 1543 code for a protein of 288 amino acids. Gene Ontology annotation, biological process: regulation of transcription by RNA polymerase II. The record is from RefSeq and is a predicted model, not a curated record. Gene Ontology annotation, molecular function: RNA polymerase II transcription regulatory region sequence-specific DNA binding; DNA-binding transcription factor activity, RNA polymerase II-specific. The transcript has 3 exons. Gene Ontology annotation, cellular component: nucleus. NCBI's taxonomy places the organism in Eukaryota, Metazoa, Chordata, Actinopteri, Anguilliformes, Congridae.
UACGCGUGUUGUGUAUGGUUAGUCCAUGCAAUUAGCAAGAAAUGUCGACUUGUAAUUCUUUUCAGGUGCAGGUGGCCUCCAUCAUGGAGUAUUUGGCAAAAACGGCAGUAGUAGAAAUCACUAAACUAGUCGACGACGGGUCUGCUGCCUUGCGAUUGGAGAUGUGCAGAAGCCAAAGAGAGAACGAAGCGCUAAAAACGAAGUUACUGCUGAUGGAGGGAGAGCUCAGGGCUGUGCGAGGAUACGGAGAGGAAACGCCGGACAAUUCUCUCAACAUCUCUUUUGAUGUUCAGGUUUGCGACGAAUUCAGAGAAUCACAAAUACGCAAUUCAGGGGCAGCUGCUAACAGUGGUGAAGGACCCCUCUGUAAGGUGGAGGAGCUGCACAUGCCACCCUGCCCUGCAGGAGACCCAGAAAAGGAGCUGCAAGCUGAACUCAAACAGGAACCAGAGGAGCAGCAUCUCACCCCCACACUCCCCCUGCUGGAGUCCGCAGACUGGGGGAUGGAGCUCCAGUGUGUGUGGAGCAAGGCCAACGGCUUGGGAAUUUCUCAGAUUCUCAGAGGCCACACUCGGAGAAGGACGAGGGGUCAGCAUCACACCUCGAGCAGAAACAAAAUGGCCGCCCCCUCGGCAAAGAGUGCUCUCAUGGGCUGCCUGAUGAGGUUUCGGCAGAGAUGCCGUUCCCUCUGGGUUCUCCAGGAGAGUGUGAUGGAAGCGCCCCGUGUGAGGCGAGUUCUGACACGUCAGCAGAAGCAAAGAGUCCCUGCAGAACUGAGGGACAGGAGGAGGAGUUCAUCUGCACACGCUGUGGGAAGACGUUCCCAGACACUCUUGAACUGAAGACGCACGAGGAGCAGCACAGCGCGGGGAAACGGUUCAGCUGUUCAGAGUGCGGCAAGGGUUUCACUUCCUCCAGCGUCCUGGAGAAGCACGAGCAGGUUCACAGCAGGGAAAAACUGUUCACCUGCUCUGUGUGCGGCAAGAGCUUCUCCCAGUCACACGUCCUCAAAGCUCACGAAAGCACUCACACAGGGCAGAAACCGUUCAUUUGGACAGAGUGCGGGAAACGCUUCCCUGACAAAGCUUGGCUUAAAUCCCACCAGCGUGUUCACACCAGAGAGAAACCGUUCACUUGUGAGCAGUGUGGAAAGUGCUUCUCCUGGAAGAGCAAGCUUAAAACUCACCAGGUGACUCACACAGGCGAUAAAUGCUUCAGCUGCCCUGUGUGCAAUAAGAGCUUUGGCUAUCUCCAUGUUCUUAAGCAACACCAGAGUGUCCACACAGGAGAGAAACCCCACUGCUGCAACGAGUGUGGGAAGAGCUUUACCCGAAUAGGUAAUCUUAAAUGUCAUCAAAUUGUCCACAGCAAAGAGAAACCGUUUGCUUGUGAGCAGUGUGGAAAGUGCUUCUCCAAGAAAAACAAUCUUAAAAUUCACCAGUUUGUUCAUACAGAACAGAAACCACACCGCUGCAGAGAGUGUGGGAAGAGUUUUGCCCAUGCAUCGAAUCUUAAAUCUCACCAAAGAUUACACACCAGGUAGAAACCCUUCACUUGCAGGCAAUAUGGAAAGCAUUUUGGCAAGAAUGGCCAUCUUAACUUACCUGGGGGGGGGGGGGGGGGGACCGUUCAGUUGUACACUGUACAGCAGGAGUUUCUCCAACAAAUCCAAUUUUAAGAGGCACAUACUGUCACACAGUUAGGAGGAAACCUAGGGGAUCCUUGAGGAAAAACUAAGCUGAACUGCUCUUUGUGGGCAGUGACGUUCCACUCAGUCAGGUCCAUAAAUAUUUGAAAUAAAAGUACAUAGUUUUCCCAUAUGUUUGAACACAGCAAAUCGAUUAUUAUCUGUGUUGGUUAUUAUUUGCAGCCUUUUUUCUUUUUUAAUAAGGGUGCCAAUAAUUUUGGGAUCCUCUGUAUCUGCAGUAUUUUUGGAUCCCUGCACAUUUUGGUGUAGAUGGGAAUAUGGGAAUGAGGGUGCUGACCGGAACAGGGCCCUGCAUUUAAGAGAAAAUGAAAUCUUCACCUCUUCGUUUAGCCACUGCAGGAAGCCUGGUGCCUCACCCUCUCCAGUCAGGACUACUGUCCGCUCUGGUGGCGGCCUGUAGCGUAGUGGUUAAGGUAAAUGACUGAGACACGCAAGGUCGGUGGUUCUAAUGCCGGUGUAGCCAAAAUAAGAUCCGCACAGCCGGGUGAUUCUCAUGAACAUGGUACAACUCAUUGCAAAAAUCAACCACUACUGCAUACACAUAUUUUUUCCCCUUUAUAUCAAAUAGGAUCUAAUUUCACUAUUCAAUUUGAAAUUAUAAUCCGAGUGCACAUUUUUAAAGUGUUUUCAGACAUUUUUAGAGAGACUGU